UCCGGAACCGGAAACGUGAAUUGGCGUGGUGGGUGACGUCAUGAUGGUCGCCUGUUUCUGAUGGCGGAGCGACGACUCCUGGCGAGUGCGAAACUUUUCCCAACUUCUCCAGUGACAAAAGAAAGUUGGCAAAAGCAAAUCCAAGUAGCUUAAAGUUGGUUCGUCUCUUUUACAAAUGUGGACUUGUUGAUGGAUCCGCGAUAUGAAAUACCACGGAGGGCCGGCGGCGGCGGCGGCGGCUCUGCGAACUCGUCCCCGGCUCCGGGGGCUCAGUCGCGCCGCAGGAAGAUGCCUCCCAGACCCGCAGAUUACAAACUGCAGAUUAUCAUCAUCGGUUCCCGCGGUGUCGGUAAAACCAGUCUCAUGGAAAGAUUUACCGACGCCACUUUCUGUGAAGCUUGCAAGUCCACCGUAGGAGUUGACUUCAAAAUCAAAACAGUUGAGCUCAGAGGGAAGAAGAUAAGACUGCAGAUUUGGGACACUGCUGGCCAGGAGAGAUUCAACAGCAUCACGUCAGCCUACUACAGAGGUGCAAAGGGAAUAGUUCUGGUGUACGACAUUACCAAGCAGGAGACCUUUGAUGACCUCCCCAAAUGGAUGAAAAUGAUAGACAAGUAUGCCUCAGAGGAAGCAGAGCUGCUCCUGGUAGGAAAUAAGCUUGACUGCGAGACUGACCGCGUCAUCAGCAGACAGCAGGCUGAGAGGUUUGCCUCUCGAAUAAGUGGCAUGCGCUUUUGUGAGGCCAGCGCCAAGGAUAACUUCAAUGUGGAUGAAAUCUUCUUGAAGCUCGUGGAUGACAUUCUUAGCAAGAUGCCACUGGAAAUUCCCAACAAGGAGCUUUCCAACAGUAUCCUGUCUCUGCAGCCAGAACCGGAAGUGCCUCCGGAACUGCCCCCUCCCCGCAUGCGCUGCUGCUGAGACGUCAAGUGGACCCUCCACACACUCACCCAAGCCCACUCCCCCUACUCUCCCACUCUAAAUUGCACAUGCAUUGAACCAUUCUGUCCACCAGGGGGCAGGACAAGGCAGCGGUCCAGAAGCAGAGGAGCACUCAGCUGCUGUCUGCACGGACUCCCCAAACUAUAUAACCCCCAGUUCUUGUUUCUUCCCCUCAUUUUGUAGCUGUACACUACGACACAUACAAAAGACUAACACUCAGACCUUGUGAACGACCCACAAAAUAAUAUUUUUUUUCUCCUCGCAUGGCCCAGACUACCUCAUCUUCUCCAGGACUGUUAGGUUAGCUGUGUCCCGCAGGUGCCUUCAAGGCAGAGAGGCCCUCUGGUAGCCACUGAAUAUUUUCUAGAAGAGGGGGUACUAAUCCCUGAUCAACAAUAGUAACACUUGUUGU
This is a messenger RNA of Lampris incognitus (smalleye Pacific opah), 1351 nucleotides long. RefSeq names its product RAB12, member RAS oncogene family (gene rab12). Lineage: Eukaryota; Metazoa; Chordata; Actinopteri; Lampriformes; Lampridae. The record is from RefSeq and is a predicted model, not a curated record. The transcript has 6 exons. Bases 190 to 918 code for a protein of 242 amino acids. Gene Ontology annotation, molecular function: GTP binding; GTPase activity. Gene Ontology annotation, biological process: protein secretion; protein localization to plasma membrane; cellular response to insulin stimulus. Gene Ontology annotation, cellular component: synaptic vesicle; endosome; trans-Golgi network transport vesicle.